This is a messenger RNA of Serendipita indica DSM 11827, 2124 nucleotides long. NCBI's taxonomy places the organism in Eukaryota, Fungi, Basidiomycota, Agaricomycetes, Sebacinales, Serendipitaceae. The record is from the annotation of a GenBank genome assembly.
AUGCGGCUAUUUUGUCUCUUGAUCAUAUCUUGCUCCAUUUGGGGUGCUUCGGCCAGCGUUAAUUAUGAAGACGCGCCUUUCGAGGGUGCUACACGAAACAUGCAUUUGACCGGACCACCUUCAGCUCCGGUUCAACGACACGAAGAGCUGAAGAAGCGGCAAGCAAGUGGGUCGAACCAGGUUAUAUCUGUCUCUCCGACACAAGGGUGUCCUCCUAUCGAUGCCCAACCCUUGACAAGUGAAACUACGGGUCCAAACGGGUCCAUCUUCUUUCUCAACUGCGGGAUAUCCACUAAAGACAAGACGCGGGGUCAAUGGAGACCACCAAACGUUCGAGUCUCCGACCUGGUCAUUGGCGCAGACUUUUCCUCCGCCGCUGCGCUAUCGAAAGGAAUAUUCAAGCCAUGCGCACCAUACUUUGACGCAUUUGUUAACGCAAGUGCGGCGAUUGGUAUACCACCUGCGCUGAUGGCUGCGUUUGCGAUGCAAGAAUCCACAUGCAAUCCGGGUGCAACUGGAUCUGGGGGUACAGCAGGACUGCUACAACUAUCCCCAGAUAAAUGCACUCACGACAACUGUUAUGAUCCGUAUACGAAUAUACGCAUAGGUGGUGCUUAUCUUCAGCAACUUCUUCAAGAGAAUCAGUCAAUAGUUUUGGCUGUAGGACGCUGGAAUGGAUGGUUCAGCGGAAUGACAUACUCUGAUGCCACGGCUGCAAGAAACACGGAUUGCUAUUCACAGCGAAACUUGGACUAUUUGCAUCAGUACUUUAAUGGCUGGCUCCAAGGGGUCGAUUCGUAUGGGCAAUAUGGUGUGAACCCACGCCUUGGAUUUUACUUCAAUCUGGAUGUCUGUGGCCAUGGGUCUUCUGGCGGCUCCGGCGCUGGACGCUUGGCUCCGAAGUUGCUCAUAUGUCUACUGGCACUCAGCGUCUCCUAUUUAAUUGCGCCUGCCAUGAAUAUCUUACUAGGGCAAGUACCAACGGAGAUAUGGCUUCACAUAUUUCAUCCCUUGGUUCAUAUCAGCAUAUUGCCCAACGAAAGCGACACCAUUUUACAACAAUUAGCACUAUUCACCUUUCGAUCCGCGCCUUGGAAUCCAAUCGCAGCUCGAGAUGCGCAGAGAACAAAUCUGUCACUCGUAUGUCGACAUUUCUAUCAAAUACUUCGGCAAGAAAUGCCGCACGUAGCUGUCGUGAAUCGGAUGGCGAGGCUAGAGAAAUACAGGUCUCAUGACCUGGUACAAUCUCAUCGGCUCGAACUCAUGCGGAGCGUUGACCUCAUUUCGAGACAUCCCCUAUGGCUUUCGUGGGAUUGGCCUGAACUCCAAGUCAUGGUUGGAAAGUGGACUGACGACGACGCUCGUAUCAUUUUAGACCAUACACCCAACCUCAAGGUUCUUGAAUUCAAUCUCUCUUACUGUCGGCCGGAUGAAAUCACCGAACUAUCCGUUCUACAUCACCCAGUUGUCCAUCAGUUGACUCACCUAUCGAUCAAAUGCCUCAUCGACACCCCUCAGCAGACCAUUCACUUACCAUAUCUUCGAUUCUUAUCCUUGGACGUCUCGUAUGGCCACAUAAAGGGUGUGGAAAAUAUGGGGACGACGCUCCUUCCGUGGACGUUUCCUCGUCUUCGGUCCCUCGUUAUUCGUGGUACCAUUGGUGUCUCAACAAGAGAUGCUUUAACCCCGUUCUUCGACGCGCAUUCGUCGUCUGUCACACGAUUGAUCGACGAAGCUAGAGUCUCCCAAGGAACGCGAAACAUCCCCACUGAAAUCAUCAGUCACUUUCCGUCUCUGUGUGUCUAUGGUGUAGAUUUGCCGACCUUUGUCAGCGGAACCUUGCCAGCAAAUAUACAGCCAUCACCUACAGCCCGUCCCUUGACGGUCAUACCCCUACAAGUACAAACUGCAUUGUCGUGGUGGGACACCAGUGCGACGUUGGCGGUUUUGAAACGAUUGAUGAAAUACGUCAAAUCAGAGGGGACUUAUAUCCCAAAAAUGAUCAUGCUCGGCGAGAGAUGGGAGGAUAUCGACACAUGGCUUCAGCGGACCCUGCCUGAACGCAUCGAACUUUUCCUCAAGAUGCUCGUAGGCUUUGAUUCGCCCGGAGUGUCCGGUCGUUGA